AUGCAGGCUCUUAUAUCAUCUUGGAAAAAUGGAAACACAAUGCCUUUUAUCUUUGAUACUGUGUGGGAUUUGAUAAAGCUAGCUGAAUAUCUUACUCAGAGGAAAGAUAUAGACCCACAAAGGAUAGGAAUCACCGGUAUUUCUCUAGGAGGGAUGCAUGCUUGGUUUGCUGCUGCAGUUGACACCCGCUAUUCAGUAGCUGUUCCUUUGAUUGGUGUUCAGGGAUUCAAAUGGGCAAUAGAGAAUGAUGCGUGGCAGGCAAGAGUCAACAGUAUAAAACCUUUAUUUGAAGAAGCAAAGAUUGAUAUGGGAAAGAGUGAAAUUGACAAAGAAGUGGUUGAGAAGGUGUGGGACAGGAUAGCUCCUGGCCUAGCCUCUAAGUUUGAUGCGCCUUACUCUUUACCAGUGAUUGAUCCACGCCCUCUUUACCUCCUUAACGGCGCUGAAGAUCCUCGCUGUCCUCUUGGUGGACUAGUUAUUCCAGCAAAGAGAGCUAAGACGGCGUACAAGAAAGCUAUGUCUCCUGGAAACUUCAAGUUUGUAGCAGAAGAUGGAGUUGGACACCAAGUGACGAGUUUCAUGAUCAAAGAAUCAUCAGAUUGGUUUGACAAGUUCCUUAAACAAGGAAACGUGACUUCUAAGUUAUAA
Messenger RNA from Eruca vesicaria subsp. sativa (arugula), 648 nucleotides. Lineage: Eukaryota; Viridiplantae; Streptophyta; Magnoliopsida; Brassicales; Brassicaceae. The record is from the annotation of a GenBank genome assembly.